Molecule: messenger RNA, 774 nt
Organism: Olea europaea var. sylvestris
Lineage: Eukaryota; Viridiplantae; Streptophyta; Magnoliopsida; Lamiales; Oleaceae
Exons: 6
Coding region: 1-774 (257 amino acids)
Source: RefSeq, a predicted model, not a curated record
AUGGGUUCUGAAUUAGCCUACACCAAGGACUGCUCUUAUUUCCAGCUACAAUAUGUUGUAUCUGGAGCCAACUCAAUUCAUGAUAUUAAUUCGGUAGUCAAUGGUAAUACUGAUCCUGGCACUGUACCUCGUUCUAUUACUAAUAUAAGCCAUGUAGAUAGGCAAAAGAUUGCAAACCUUGCUAAAGAUGGUGUCAAAAAGCGCUGGAAUUGCUAUAUGCAGGAGAAUAUGUCGGCUGAUGAAAUAGAAGUAGCUAUCCACACAGAUUCAGGACAGGCUGACAGGCUUCGGUUGGCUUACUCCAGCAUAGAGACUGCAGAGCUUGGGUAUAUUGAAUUCAAGCGAAUUGAUUUUCUGGGAAGUCAGAGUCGUAAAAGUUUUGAAAUGUUGAAACACCUAAACGACGAAAAUAAUAUUAAUGUAGUCAAUGGUAAUACUGAUCCUGGCACUGUACCUCGUUCUAUUACUAAUAUAAGCCAUGUAGAUAGGCAAAAGAUUGCAAACCUUGCUAAAGAUGGUGUCAAAAAGCGCUGGAAUUGCUAUAUGCAGGAGAAUAUGUCGGCUGAUGAAAUAGAAGUAGCUAUCCACACAGAUUCAGGACAGGCUGACAGGCUUCGGUUGGCUUACUCCAGCAUAGAGACUGCAGAGCUUGGGUAUAUUGAAUUCAAGCGAAUUGAUUUUCUGGGAAGUCAGAGUCGUAAAAGUUUUGAAAUGUUGAAACACCUAAACGACGAAAAUAAUAUUAAUGUCUAUGAACUGUUGAUCAGAGAAUGA